GAAUGAGUCCGGUCGUUUAAGGCAUGGUCAACUCUUCUUAUAGCUCAUCCAUUAUUGAACCUCGUAACCAUUCCCAAAAUGCAUUUGUAUUGCUUGUUUCUUCCUUGUUCCCUUCUCCUUCCAGAGCUUAUGUUCCCCCAAACCAGGACCAUGUGCAAUAAAAUCCAGUAUUGACUCGGCACUCUCAUCUCAAUUAGUUGAUUCGGAACAAUAAACAAGUGCAGUUGCUUGUUGAAUGCACAACUUCUGUAAUAGAGUAACAACAACACUAGCAAACCUCCACUUGCUAAUGCACCCGCUCCAGAAUGAAAGUCAGCUUAAAGCAUACAGUAUAGUAUGAUUGACUCUUACUCUGGUUGGCUUCUGGAACUCUACCACUUAUUUCCCGGCGCACGAGGGCUUUCGAUCUAUACCCUAAACUUGCUCUGCUGACUCACAAAACUCUAACACUGUGAAACUCCUAAGGCACAACGAUGAACUCAAAGAAUCUAUCGUUAAGAAUCCAUCUCUAAUUACCCGCGAAAAUCUAUUUCUAAUUGUGGGGCCCGCUUCAAUCUCUCUUUUGAAUCUGACUGGCUUCAAUCUAUCUUCUCUUUUGAAUCUUAUAAAUCAAUAGCUAUAAUCUUCUCUAAAUGAGUAAUAAAAGACCAGUUCAUAGUAGUUCUUUCUUUUCUCUUUCUCUAUUCUUUUCUGGAUUCUCUAAUUGAGUAAUAAAAGACCAGUUCAUAGUAGUUCUUUCUUUUCUCUUUCUCUAUUCUUUUCUUUAAGAUUAGCGCAUAUAAGUCCAAUCAAAUAAUCUAUAAUAUAGACCUCCUCAUAGUUCUAUAAUAUAGACCUCCUCAUAGUUAACAAAACAUCUGACUUUUCUUUUCUCAUAUUAGGCGCUACUUCUUUUCUUUUCUCAUAUUAGGCGCUACUUCUUUUCUUUUCUCAUAUUAGGCGCUACUUCUUUCUUUUCUAAACGGAAGUUCCAGUUGAGUAGCAGGACCGGAAGCAGCCCGCCCGGAUUACAAGAUAAGAUUUCGGGGGGCCCCGCAGUUCUCAACUCAACCAUUACCCAAGAAAGAGAUGAUAAAGGACCAACGACGAUCUAUGAGGAUAAGGAGUAGGAGUAGUAGGAGCUUUCAUGACAGUAUAGGCAGCAUAAUAUCAAGAUGACGAGAGAGAGAAUGAGACAAAGCCUCAAAGGUGGAGCACUUAGACAUUUCACUUUGAGUCUGCGUAAGUCUGCAGGUAGGAAUUCUUCCGGUCGUAUUACUUCUUUUCACCGAGGGGGUGGCUCAAAGCGAUUGCAGCGAAAAAUCGACCUGAAACGCAGCACUGAGUCUAUUGGCAUUGUUGAAAGGAUCGAAUAUGACCCUAAUCGUUCUUCUCGGAUCGCUCUAGUACGAUGGGGGGUUAAGCUACGCCGCCAGAGGAAAUGCAACACGAUAGAAGAGUUCGCUCCGCCGCGUAAGAUCCUAGAAUCCACCAUUGCCACUAUCUUUUGCCUUUAUUCGUUCUCUUCCCUGCCCGGUCAAGUUUCUCAAAGAAGGGGCUCCCAAGCCAAGUGCUUGCUUACGCUUAAUGUAGUGGUCGGCCUUCCAACCUUCAUGCCUCCUUGGUCGAAGAGCCAAGCCAGCGCAGGAAGCAAACAAACUAGCGCGAAGGACGUUUUCUUCUCUUCCCUGUCCUCCCCCUUUGCCAAGGGAGAUACUACAUCCCUUUGCUUCGAUAGCUCUUUAAGUAUCCCAAGGAUAGCAGUAGCUGGGGCAAAGCGCACUUUCUUUGCUCCGCGAAUGAGAGAUCAAGUUCUUGGAAUCAAUCCGUUUUCUCUUUGCGAGAUCCGAAAGUGGAGAACGGAUUGCGUUAUCUGGGCACAUAGGAUCAAACGUAAAGGAGCGCUUUCUUGGCAGAGUUUGAGGCAGCAAGAAAGAUUAGGGCUUGUUGAAGCAGCUGAGCAUAAUGAAUCGAAGCCGAAGACGGAUCAAGGUAGCUUGCAAGCCAAGCCUAUAGGCGAAGGUAUGAAGGAUAGAGCGUGCAAAGUCGAUCGUGCACCUGUCACUUAUAUAUUAGCAAGUCAUCAAUUGGAAGCGGGUAAAACGGUGAUGAAUUGCGAUUGGUCCAAACCUUCUAAAAGCUUCUUGCGACCUGCCCAGAAUGUCCAUACAUACCUUCGUCGGUUCCAAGACCUUGUUCCCACUGCGAAUUCAGAUCGGGUUGAAGGGAGCAAUGAGCUGGCUGCUUCUUUGCCACGCCCCCCAGUUUCUAGAUACAGGAAAGGAGAUCUCAAUUCUCAAGUAGGAAAUUGCAUACCAUUAGCAAAUCUACGUAUGGGAACAUGGGUACAUGAUAUUGAAUGUAAUCCAGGUCAAGGCGCAAAGCUAGUUCGAGCCGCAGGAACAUAUGCGAAAAUAAUCAAGGAGCCUGCCUCACUCUGUCUUGUGCAGCUACCUUCGGGUGUUUCCAAACAAAUAGAUUCCCGAUGCCGAGCUACAAUUGGUAUAGUUUCUAAUCCCAACCAUGGUGCACGUAAGCUUCGAAAAGCUGGACAAAGCCGGUGGUUAGGCAGACGCCCCAUUGUUCGUGGUGUUGCAAUGAAUCCAGUGGAUCAUCCUCAUGGAGGAGGUGAGGGGCGCACGAAAGGAGGUAGACCUUCGGUGUCACCUUGGGGGAAGCCAACCAAAGCAGGAUUUCGGGCAGUAUUGGGGGUUGGUCAAGUCAGAAUGUAGUUAAUCAUGCCACGACGAUCUCUAUGGAAGGGGAGUUUUCUUGAUGCUUUCCUGUUUAGAAUGAAGAAGAACAGAGAACAGAUUGAUAGCAGGAAAAUUUGGUCACGUAGAUCUUCUAUUUCGCCAGAAUUCGUUGAUUGCUCCGUACUCAUUUACAAUGGAAAAACUCCUGUUCGUUGUAAGAUCACUGAUGGAAAGGUUGGGCAUAAAUUUGGAGAGUUUGCUUUUACACGGUCCU
Molecule: messenger RNA, 2949 nt
Organism: Musa acuminata subsp. malaccensis (wild Malaysian banana)
Lineage: Eukaryota; Viridiplantae; Streptophyta; Magnoliopsida; Zingiberales; Musaceae
Source: RefSeq, a predicted model, not a curated record